CUCUCUCUCUCUCUCUCUUCUGUAGCAUGGACUAUGUUUUAAAAAAAAAAGAAUUCUAAUCAAUUAUUUUCCGGUGUUGGAUAAACUCAACGCGUGAUAACUCACAAACUUCGCUUUUGCGUGUGUGUAGGGAGGAACUGUGGUAGUUUUUUUUUUUUUUUUUUUUACGACUUAUUUCCCCUGUUCACUUCAGCCAAGAAUAACUCUGGUUGUCACUAUCAGAGACAUGAACGACAGAGUUGUCGUUAUUGGAAUAACUACAAGGGGGUCUAUCAGUUUGAGUUUUCACAAGCAUGUGUGACAUGUUUUUUUUUCCCCUUCUGCCUUUUCUUCUUGUGUGACAGUACAGUGACAAUUUCAUGGAAUGUUACAAUGUAUUUCACCAUAUCGUCGAAUAUAGUUUAAAAAACUGUGUUUUUUGUUUAGUGUUCAGUGCAUCACAUGACAGCCGUCGUAUAGUCGUUUGAUGACAGGAGAAAGUUGAACGGGUUUAGGGACAAGCUCUUUAUGGGAAUAACCAGCACAGUCGACACAACUGUGACAUUUGGCUUCCAAGUGUUUCGUUAUUAAUUAAAGGAUUCAUAUAAGGCCAGUAAUUAACUGACCUUCGGAGUCUUCAUUUGGACUGGUGGUCGCUUCUCAGGCUAGUUACACCUCGCAGGGCAUGAGGACCUUCAAGUCGUCAACGUUGAACUGAAUUAAGUAACUCGAAUGUACUCCUAUGGUCAGAACGUUGACACAGAGAGUGAAGCCCUAAAAGAAUCACUCCUAAGUUUUGUGUACCUAUCUUGAAAUUAGAGGACUUGUAGCUUAUAAAAUAGAGUCGACAGAACAUUCGCACAGUGUGUAGAUCUAGAUCUGAGGCUCCGACAUACACGUUUAAUAAUUUCUUGAAGAAAAACGAAGCUUUGACCUAAUUUUGAUGUGGUGUAGAUACGGAUACAUUUGUAAGGGGAUGUAGGAGAUAUAUAACUGUUAAGAGCAACAUCUUAUUGAAUCUCUACACUACUUUCUUUAGGAACUUAAUAACGAGGUUAUGAAUGAUCGUCAUCACUAUGAAGUCACGAUUCAGAAGACACAACAUGUGAACGUGUCCUCUGGAGUUGUCUGAACCUAGAAACACACCUCAAAGAACAUUGUCUCCAUAAUAGACCACUCUAUUCAAUAUAAGCUGUGAAAUAACAAGGGAGAGAACUCAUAGUGUAUAAUAGACCACUCUAUUCAAUAUAAGCUGUGAAAUAACAUGAGUGUGAAGGGAGAGAACUCAUAGUGUAUAAUAGAUCAAACUUUUUUCUACUCAAACCGAUUGUUUGAAAAUUGGUUUCAAGUUAAAUCCGUCUACAACAUUCCAUCUUAAAAUUGUCUUCUCUGCGCUAAAAAAGAGGCAAAGAAAGUGAAGGUCGAAUUGAGAGUUAUAUAUAAAAGAGCAAUACAGAAGUCAGUAUGUCUAAGUCCAAGAAUGUCUACCAGGGGCUGAAUGUUCAGAGGAUCCACAGGUCAGAGCUGGACGAUGCCAAGCUUCGAGACCUGGCCAGGGAAGAUGCACGACUUAAUGAAAAUUUGAAAACAGUGGAACGUGCCAGGCACGUGAUGUUAAAGUCUAUGGACGCAGACAAACAGCUAUUCAUUAAGUCUGGAACACAAGCCAAUAAUAAAAGUAACAAGUCCAGCAAUCACGGAUUUCAUCAGAAAUCCCAGUCGAAACUAGCCAAUGACCAAAAGUUAAGACGGCCAAGCUCGGCAGAGGAAAGAGACCCAUCGACCAACGAGCUGAUUCAAAAUCACGUGGCUGAGCGACAGAGGCCCCGCGUGCCGGACGUCACAUCGUACUACGACGCCGGGUCUGUGUACGACCAUCUGGACCACCUGUUUGAAGCCAACGCAGCGCUCGAGUCCGGCAAGAGAGCGUCCAAGGGCAGCCUUCAACUCCAUUCUGGGGAAGGUCAAUUAGUCUCACACAACGGCCUUGACAUUGCUUUUGUGGAGGAGUCGGUCUCUGUUCUUCCUACAGCGGAAAGUGUAGCACGCUCUUCUGUCACGGUGAAUGAGAAAGUUGGUGAAAAUGAAUUCAUUCCAUACAGAGAAGAGGAAACGAGAAAAUCCAACGUUUGGGAUGUACUCAGCACCCCAAAGCACAUUUCAAUCACCAAAGCAAAAAGGGCGCAGGUUGAGAGGGAGUUUACUCGCCCUGCUAAAUCGUCUCCCACUGGGGCGUCUUCCAAAGGUAAAGUUGAUCUACCGAAGCGACAAGUGACAGCUAAGAAGACAAGUGGACAACCCUUAACUCGAAGAAGUUAAAAGUGGACAACCUUUGAUUUGAUUGUAUAUAGGCGAACAACAGUUGACUCUUAAUGUUGAAAUUUAAAAUAAUGUAAAAAUGGACAACCCUUAACUCGAAGAGGUUGAAAGUGGACAGCCCUUGAUUUGAUUGUAUAUAUAUGGACAACAGUUGACUCCAUAUUUUGAGAUUUGAAAUGGUGAAAAAAAAAUGGACAACCUUUGAAAUGUGCAUAAUUCUUGAUUGGAAAUGAUGAAAUCGUGGACUGAUAACCUUUGACCCUAGUACAUGACUCAAUAUGGAUUGUGUAAAAUAUUUUUCUAGUAUUUAUCUUACCCAUAGAUAGUUUGUGAUUGUAGUAAAAGUUACACAUCAAACGUUAUAUUUCUUUAAUUGCAAAGGAACUGGCAAAUUAUUUAUAUUAUCAAACCUAAAUUAUGUAUUCCCAAUCCCCGGUGAUUGCCACUUAUAUCUUGAAAGUUUUAAAACAUAAUUAAAAGCUUUGGGCUCAUUAAUCAUUUCAAUGAGACUGAAUUUUCAUGUGAUCAUGUUACGUCCCUUCGAUGUUGACACAAUCUUAUUGUUUUAUUACUUCCCUUCAUGCCAAUGAAGUUAUUUCACGAGUUAAUCUCUGACAUUCGAGGUAGAUUAAGGCCAAUAUGGCUGAAUAAACCACUUAAUGCUAUCUGAUAGAAGUUCUAUUUUCAUGACUAGAGCAUAUUUAAACAUUGCUAUGUUUGAACAUUUUUAUUGUUACAAAUACCUGAUGUUCAUUGUAUAUGAAUAUGUGGUAUUAUUAAAAUAUAACUACUAAUAUUUAAAUGUGUAAUAAUGGACCUCAUUCACCAAUCGUAAACAAACAACAUUUACCCACGUGAUUCUAUAUAUCUUCUAUACAAAUUAAGAUAAUCUAUAGUGGCUGUCACAUGAUGCAUAUUUUUCAUUGUUUUAUCAAUAUUAUGACGUUGCUAAAUGUGUUUAUUUACGAUUUGUGAAUGAGGUCCAUUCUAGAAAACCUUUUUAUGUUAUUGGUUCUAACAUAUUUUGUUUUCUUUAUUGAGCGCGUGAACUACAAGAGUAAAAAAGAAUAUGAUGGCAUUAAUCAGACUUUCUCUUUAAUUAGCAUAUUUUGCAUAUUGCGCAGCAGUGAAAAACUUUGUGAACCUUCGCCAGAGGUGCCGGUUAUCGGCUUCGCUUUAUGAUUAACAUUUAAGACAUCCCGGCAGCCUCACUGGUAACCAAUGACUGCCACGCUUUCAUCGCCGUGUUCAUUCAUUGAGUCCAUAGUGUUUUCUAGUUACUGCAAUAUACGAUCUAUCCAGCUCCGUUCUCGGCCGUCCCUAGCUUGAGCUGAGCUAAACAUGUUGUCCUUUUUAUAAUACCUCUAUUCAAGUAUUGGUCAGAACUUCAUGGAGGAACCAGGGUGGGUGGAACCAGGGUGAAACCUGGACUGUGAUUAUGAGUGGAUUUCUCCUGGAAAUUUAACAAUUGAUUUAUAUCGCUGAGAAAAGAGAAAUUUUCCAUUGGUUUUUAAUCUUACAAACAUUAUUUUUAAAAGAAAAAAACAAUGGCUUUCUAAGUUGUCUUAAUAAAGAAAAGUAUUUUUUAUGUUUUUCUUGUUAAUUUUCAUCUUAAAAGUUUGGGAUUUUUUUUUCAUGCCUCGUGUUCUCUAUAGUUGUAAGGGUGAUGCUCUCCAGAGCUUCGUGGUAGGCCGUAACUCACGUAGCACAGUAGACUUUAGUAUAGCAUUUAGCAUAGUGUAGUAUAGUAGGGCUGCAACGGAUAGUAGGCUACUUGUUGAUAUUCGACCGGAGCAGGAUAUGGCCGGAUAUUCGUCCGGAGCCAGAGCGAAUAUCCGGUGCACUCCUAGUAUCUAUAAUAUCAUUUUUUUUUAGAUACAAAUUAUUCGAACUUAUACUCCAGAAGUGCAUUUAAAUCUCACAGGAUAAAAAGGCGCCAUCCAAUCGAAGCCAAAAAAAAAAAGGUUAUUUAUUAAUUUUGUUUCAAAGGAGAAUAGACCAAAACGCUUAAUAAAAAGGUUAAUUUAAGAAUUUUUUUUUAAAGUUCUGAGAUUAUGUUAAUGAACGAUAUUAAAAUAAAUGUGUUGCUGAAACCUUUUUGUUAAAGAAUUAUAAUACAUUAACUUGAAUCUAGACGUAUGCCAACUAAAAUCAAGACACAUGCCAACUAAAAUCUAGAUGUAUGCCAACUAAAAUCUAGAUGUAUGCCAACUAAAAUCUAGAUGUAUGCCAACUAAAAUCUAGAUGUAUGCCAACUAAAAUCUAGACGUAUGCCAGCUAAAAUGUAGAUCAAGCUUAAUUAUUAGAUACUUGAAGAAACAAUAGCAGAACUCUCAUAAAGCAAGAAUGAAACCAUCUAAAUCAUACAAAAGACAUUUUUUUUUACAUUAUAUAAUACCGUCCAUUGUAUACUUGUUAAAUAUUUCCACGGAAAUUAUUUCAGUGUCUUUCACAAAUAUAUUCUUUUGUGAUACACUGUAUUUGUGGUAUAUAUUUUUUCUUUUAGAUUACCAAUUAGUCAUUAUUAUAAUGACAAAUUUGAAUAUUUAUAAUUUUGAAUUGUAAUCCUUAUUUUUUUUCUACUCUUUUUAUUAUGGAAAGGUGAAAUUCUACUGGGUUUUUGCUUUAUUUUGUUAUUUCAAUUCCAGAGGUCUUGUAGUAUACAACUUUGUAUAAUAAUAUCACAGACAAUAUAUAUGCCUAUGAUUCAUGUUAUGUAUAAAUUGUUACUUCAUUAUCUUUAUAUUGAAACUCUGAAACUGCUAGAUAGCGCUAACCCUAACCCUUCCUUCUACACGCACAGUUCAUGUAUACAUCAUUUGAUUUUUUUAAAAGUAGUACAGUUGUUUGCGUAUAAUAAUAAUAAUAAUAAGGCUUGCGUCUUGGAGUAUUUACAUUGGCUACGCAGCCCCAGCUGCGACCUGCAUAUUUUGCCACAACCAUCGCAGACAUAACCAUGGUCCACCGGUGGUCGAUUAAGAUUUUCUUUUCACCUCUAUGCCUGUUCUUGACAGUGGAUUUCUUUUUUGGCCUCAAAUGUGUAUCCCGCGUGCUUUGUAGCUGAUCUCCAGCUGUCUCGUUUCGAAGCCACCACCAGCCAGGUUCUCUCUUCCAUGUGAGUUAUAGCAAGUUGUCGCCGAAUCGGAUCUUUAAAGCGUUAUCGUGGGGCACCUCCGUUACGUCGACCACCUUUCAGCUCACCAUAAGAGAUUGCUUUCGGCAUUAAUUCGUCCCACAUACGGGAUACUUGCCCUUCCCAGUGUAGCUGUCGGACUAUAGGAGGUCCCUCUAGACUUUAAAUUAAAGGUGUAAGUGUACAUUAAAGGUGCCCCUUUCGUUGCGCUCUAAGGAUCUUAAUUGGAGAAGAACCCAGGGGCGUGUUGAAAAUGUUGAAUUUCAAAAUCCCAGUUUUUAUCGAGAUUAAUAAAUAGUCGAAGGGAAGAUACAUUCCUUUAGAGAGGACAUGCGCAGUUGUUAGAGUUUUAUUGCCAUGAGACUAAGUGUCAACUUGGGGAAAUUCAUCUUAGUUCAUGUUGCCAACUCUUCAGUCUCAAAGUUAUUCUCUUUAUAUUAUUAUAAUUACCAUUUUUGAACUUAACUUUUUUUAUUUUUUUAUUUUAUUUCUUUAUGAAAUGAAAAUAAUGGGAAAUAACUCGUGUAUAUCUUAACUGGAGGCGAGGUGGCUGAGUGUUAAAGCGCUUAGCUUCCGAACCCUAGGUCCUAGGUUCGAACUAUCAAUGAAGACUUUGGAUUUUGAAUUUUAAGAUCUUUAGGGCGGCUGUGCUGGCCACAUGAUACCUUCAUUAAUCAUGGGAAGCAGGUAACAUUUAAAAGAGGAAAUUUUAAAAAUAUGCUAAUUAAUACCACCGUAAGAUAAAACAAUAACUUUUUCAAUACAUAAUAUAACAUGGGAAAUGGUUUUAGGAAUGUACACAGCUAGGUCAGGGGUCGGCAACCUUUAGAGUCGAAAGAGCCAAAAAUUACAAUUUACAAAAUUUUUAAAUUUUAAAGAGCCACAGCGUUUUUUUUCUUGCCAACAAUACGUAGUACUCACAUUACUAAUUUUUUAAUGAAAAUUUUUUUUUUUUUUUCAAAAGACAAAAUAUAUAUGUAUUCAUAUAUAACUAGUGCUUUCACAGCAAAAGUAGAUAAGAUAUAUAUAUAUGGCAUUAUUAGAUCAUUGUUUUGUUUAUGUUGGUAGCAAAUAGAGCAGUUAAACAUGCAUUAGUAACACUAACUUGUACUUCAAUAACAAGCAAUUAAGCAAACAAAUUCAAUGAAUGGCUUUGGUUUUAGAAAUUUUGUAUACAUUUGGCUCAUAACUUGUUGUUUUUAGUUUCAAACACGACUCUAAAUUUUCAUUUGUUUGUUGGCUUCUUACUUUUAAUAAUAUCAUGCAAGAGAACGCUUGCUCGGACGAAUAUGUAGCUCCGAAUAUAGCACUCGAACUUCUUCACCUCAAUGUUGCAAACUGGAAGAUUAUUCCUUGCGCCGAAUCAACUCGCGGCAUUUUUCUUGUUGCGUUACUUACAUGCAUUUCUGGACUUUCAACUCUUCCAACUUGCUUUUCAACUCUUUAAAUUUUCAACCUCACAAAGUUUUACUUUCAAUCAAUGGCAUUUCUAGAAAUCCAUUAUCAAUUUCAAAUGGAUCAAUGUGGAUUUCGAUACUAUAUGUGUUGAUUUACUAGUAAUGCUAGAAUGAUUUUGUUAGUUUGUAAUUCUUCAUAACUGUCAUAGAAAACUGUCAACAAAUUCAUAUUUGAACUAUUUAUUUUUUGUAACUGUGCUGAAGUAAUUCGUGUCAACAGUUGCACCGAUAUUAUCGCGAUAGUUCUUUAGACAUUUAAUAAAAAAGUAACUUACCGCUCUUCUGCAAUAAUAUUUUUUUUUUUCAAAAGAAGCCUAAUCUUCUACCCAAACAUCGGCUGGGUUUCCAUUUCUUUGUGGUUUAACAUUCAGCUCAUUUAAUUUCGGUGUUAUGUAAAGUUAAAAGUUUUGCAACCUUUUGUCGUUCUCUAAUUCAGGGUGAUAAAUGUCUUUUUUCAUUUAGGAAUGUAUUUAAUUCACUCAAGCACAAACCAAAACGUUUCAACACCUUACCUUUGGAAAGCCAUCACACACUUUAUUUGUGAAGGAGAUCGGAAUACGGAGUUUCCAUUUCGCUUAAGAAUUCUUUAAACUGACGAUGGUUAAGUGCUUUUGACAAGAUGCUAUUAACAAUCUUGAUUACCGAACUUAUGACCUUAACUAUUUCGGUCUGAAUCGUUUGGUCAAAAAGCUCUUCUUGGUGAAACGUAAGAAUUUUGCAAUUUAUUUUGCUUCGAAGAAUUGUAGUUGCUCCUUUAUUUUUUCCUGUCUGGCUCAAUCAGUUGUUUUUUAAACGAUUUUAAUGUCUUCAAGGUAUUUUUCCUCGGCAUACGCUCUAUCAUCCCCUCUAGUUUGUCUCCAGAGCGGUAGCAAUCCAAGUUCUUCUUUUGGAACUUGGGAAGACAUACAUGACAAAAAAGUCAACUUAUCCGUGUCUUUUAUGUUGCCAAUUCAACUAUAGCAAGUGACAAGACAGAAGAAUAUUGAAUAUCUUCCACCUGCAAAUAUGUUACAUUUAAAGACAUUUGAGCUAUUUUAUCUUAUACUGUUUUAGCUUUGAUUUUUUUUUCAAUUUUUUUUUUCGAAAUCAUGAAAAUGUUUUCCAGAUGCACCUAUAAAGCAAUCUUUGACAUACCAUAUGUAAAUGGUUUGCCUUUUUGUGCAAUUUCUAGUGGUACGUACUGGUACCCAACCCAGAUCAGCAUUACUUAUAGAUUGUUUCUAACUUUGAGAAGAUAAUUCGCUUCUAACUCAUUUACCUGAAACAAUAAACUAUACGUCACAGCCAAAAGCGAAUUAAAGCGUACAUAGAAGCAUCGGACGACGGCGUCAUUCAAGAGCUUCCGACGGAAUGAUUACAGUGACGACGCGUGUAAUGGGGGUGGGGGUGUGGUGAAAAGCGAGUACAAGUGGCUGAAGAUAGAAUCAGUGCCUAAUCCUCGUUAAACGAUUCAGAACUUUUUGAAAAAAAAAAUUUCGAUAAAAUAAAUAAUAUUUACGUAUGGAACGAAAGAGCCGCAGCUUCACAUCCAAAGAGCCGCAUGUGGCUCUCGAGCCGCAGGUUGCCGACCCCGGAGCUAGGUUACUGCAUUAUAAGUUAUAUUAUAAGUUGUGGGACUAAAAAUGACCCAAACAGAAUUUAAAAGAUUUUCUUUUUUUAAAUGUUCAUUCACUAACGAUGUCAAAUUGUGUUUAGUUUAGUAUGAUAAUAAUCAUUAUAUAUGGACAAUAAACACAAAAAUAAUCUUGUUAAAAAUUGUAUUCUGUUGGUUAAUGUGAAAAAAAAAAUGCCAGACAAACAAAAUGCUAAAUAGUUUUAGAUUGAAAUGAUAACGAUUGUUAAUUGACUUUUAGUUCAUCAUCAGAGGCGUAUAUAGAUUUGUUGUACCAGAAUGAAGUUUAUCUUUUUUGUUUUUUUAA
Molecule: messenger RNA, 8807 nt
Organism: Biomphalaria glabrata
Lineage: Eukaryota; Metazoa; Mollusca; Gastropoda; Planorbidae
Exons: 7
Coding region: 1444-2298 (284 amino acids)
Source: RefSeq, a predicted model, not a curated record